Molecule: messenger RNA, 1344 nt
Organism: Symbiodinium sp. CCMP2592
Lineage: Eukaryota; Dinophyceae; Suessiales; Symbiodiniaceae
Source: the annotation of a GenBank genome assembly
AUGACUGAUGCCGACCCGACGGCACUCUCUUGGUAUCGACGGACGGUGAUGGCCAAAGGGCAACGGCGCAAACCACGAGAUGCAGCUUCGGGAUGGACCUCCAGCCCUGUCGUCUGCAUUACCUGCAGCACAAUGCUGGCUGCAGUUGUUGGCUCGCUCAUCUUCGCAGGCUUCAGCUUCAGCUUGUCACUGGAGAUGCAACCUGGCGUGGUUGUGGCUGGAGACACGACCGAGAAGGCGUUGUCCCCUCAGCCCGGUGGUCAGCUAGCUUCUGUACCUGAUGGGCCGCAUGCAUCACCUUCGACGACGUCCACCACGGGCCUGGCGCCGAUGACCACCAAACAUUUCCAGGCAACUGCACAGGCCGCUUCGCCGCCAAACGACUCCCAGCAGAAGUGCACCAAAGUUGCGUUCCUUCGAAUUCAGAAGACGGCUUCCACGACAUUCGGGCAAGAGAUCAUGUCGAAGAUGUGUGGAAAGACCGGGCAGAUUUGCAGUCGAAGUUGGGACAGGUGUUCACGCGGCAUGGGCAAAUGCUCUCUUCCAUUUGGUUAUUAUCACCUGGAGUAUCGCUACGCCCGUGAAUUUGUAAGUGGACCCGGACGCGGUUGUGUUGUGACAUUUCUGCGUGAUCCAGUUGAAAGGAUCAUGUCUGAAUACUUCAUGCUGCGAGAGAAGCACCGUCAGUUCCUAACAUUCGAUCAAUGGGACGUACAUGCCGCUGAUCUCCGCGAUCUUGACGCCAUUCUUGGCAUCAAAGACGUCCACCAAUCCUUUCACCAGUAUUUGCAGCAUCCGGGAAACCCAUCGCGGAACAGACAGACGUUGUACUUGCUGGGGUUCCAAAGAGUGCGCUGCAAUGCCACAAGAUGUGGAGGAGAUGCAUGUAUUUGUGAGCAGGAUGACUCCGGCUAUCCUUCGAAGGCAUACAAUUGGGACGAAGAUGGAGCCGUCUUGUUGGAGAAUGCGAAGGAUCACUUGCGGGCGUUGGAUGCCUUUGGCAUAACAGACUGCUUCGACCAAUCCAUCAAGGUCAUAGCGCCCGCCCUGGGGUGGGACGCUGAGGCAGCUCUAAAGCUUGCCAAGGACAACCAUGCAUUGCACGUGUGGCGACCGGUCAUGGAGAAGGCUCGGCAAAUUCGACCGAGCGGCAGUGCCACAUCCGUUGAAGGCCAACGACGUUUGAGCUUCAAUGGUCCGGGCAGCAACUUCUGGCGCGAGUUUCUUCAUGACGAUGUUCGCAAGGAAAUUCUGGCGGUCAAUCGAUUGGAUGCAGAGCUCCUGACUUUCGCUAGGAAACACUUCAAGGAGAAGCAUGGUAUUGAGUGCACCGACGAAGCUUGA